Messenger RNA from Sceloporus undulatus (fence lizard), 1888 nucleotides. RefSeq names its product iron-sulfur cluster co-chaperone protein HscB-like. Lineage: Eukaryota; Metazoa; Chordata; Lepidosauria; Squamata; Phrynosomatidae. Gene Ontology annotation, biological process: protein complex oligomerization. The transcript is spliced from 2 exons. The annotation marks the transcript as partial. The record is from RefSeq and is a predicted model, not a curated record.
CUAAGCGAGAGGAGCUGACGGAAAGCGUCACCAGAGCUUUCGACCGAGGUGACCUCCAAGAAGCCAAGAGCCUCCUGGCCAAAAUGAAGUAUUUCACCAACCUGGAAGAGAAAGUCAAGGCCAAGAAGGUCUCCCCUUGAACCUGCGCUGAGACAGCUUCCCCACCUUCACCACGGAGGCCAUUUUGAAUCUGCUCCAGCAGCCAUUUUGGAAUUACCCAGAGGUCUCCUGGUGGCCAUUUUGAAAUCUUCUUGGGACACUGUUUGGACGCCAUUUUAACAUCUACCUAGAUGCUCCCUGGCAGCCAUUUUGAUAUCUCCCUGAAGGUUUUCGGGGCGCCAUUUUAACCUCUACCUGAGCACUGUAGGGCGGCCAUUUUAACAUCUAUCCAGACACAUUUUGACAGCUCCCUGAAAGUUUUCUGGGGUCCAUUUUUAUGUCUGUUGGAAGAGCCACAGAACAGCCAUUUUACCUGGGGCCCACUGGGCAGCUUAAUGUCUUUACAGAGGCAGACUGGCAGCCAUUUUGGCAUCUCCUUAAAGGUUUCCCGGUGGCCAUUUUAACAUCUGAUGGUGGACUCACUUAAACUUGUACCUAAAAGCCAUUUCUUUGCCAUUUUAAUGUCUGCCUGGAUGCCCUCAGCAUCCAUUCUGAGGUGAUCUGGCAGCCAUUUUGACAUCUGCCUGAAGGAUUUCCGGGAGCCAUUUUUAUGUCACACAGUGGCCAAUUUAACGCCUUUGUGAGGCAGCCUGACGGCCAUUUUGGCAUCUCCUUGUAGGUUUUCUGGCAGCCAUUUUAACAUCUGAUAAUGGACUCUACAACAAUUAAACUUGUACUGAGACACCAUUUCUUGGCCUUGUUACUGUCUGCCUGGAUGCGCUCACCAUCCAUUGUGAGGCAAUCUGGCAACCAUUUUGACAUCUCGGAGGUUUUCUGGCUGCCAUUUUAACAUCUGUUAGUGGGCUCUAUGGCAGUCAACUUGUACCUAAAAGCCAUUCCUUGGCCAUUUUAACAUCUGCCUGGAUGCCCUCAGCCACCAUUCUGAGGUUAUCUGGCGGGCAUUUUGACAUCUGCUUAGAGGUUUUCUGGUCCCCAUUUGAACCUCUGCUCUACGGCAGCCAUUUUAACUUGUACCUAAAAGCCAUUUUUUAGCCGUUUUAAUGUCUGCCUGGAUGUCCUCAGCCGCCAUUCUGGGGUAAUCUGGCAGCCAUUUUGACAUCCCUCUGGCAGCCAUUUUGUUACCCUCCUUAUGCAGCGGGGAAGACCCUGAAACAAAAAGACCUCUCAAAAUGAAUACAAUAAAUGAAUUUAAAUUAAAACAUGGCGCCAAAGUGUUCCAAACUGCCAUUUUGUGUCUUUAUAAGGAUGAUGAAGGCUAAUUAGAGCUGGGUCUUAAGUCUGAUAAUUAUCUUUUGAUUUUGGGGAAGAUGGAGCUCCCCUCAGGGCUAGACUUCUAUGUGAGGUAAUGCAGUGCGAAAGCUAUAUGUAUUGGCAUCUUUAGUCAUCCAAAAACCUCGAGCCGCCAUUUUGAGGAAGAUGGAGCGGAAACAAAGAGUACAAUAAUGACAAAUGGAGAUAAAAAUGGUUACUCAGAACAGUGGAUGGUAGAAGCAUAAUUAAUAAAGGAGAAUAAGCAUAUAAUGAAUAAUAAAAGUGCCAUAUUAUGAAUAUAAUAAUAACAGUGUCAUGAAUAAAUGGACCAUGCUUUUAAAAACGUUUUUUCAUGUGGGGAUGACAGGACAAAAUGCCUUCCCUCUGGCCCUCCUUCUUCCCUGAAGUUGGUUACUCCUGAAUCUGAAGGAUCUAAUUUAUUUGUUUAUUAUUUAUUUAUUGUUUAUCUGGUGAUAAACAAUGCCUUCCUCCCUAUAAAUGGCCAUAUUUCCAUUCC